CAAUUAAUUGGAUACGUUGUCGGGAUGUUCGUUUCUCUCAUCUGCUACUUAGAAAGACAAAGGAUCGAUGGGGGGCUGUUGACACCUCUGUGUCCGGGUGGGGUAUAAAUGAGGAGUCUCCGCGGAGGAGCAGCAUUCACUUUCUCGCCGCACUUGGAGCAACGACUUGUUUUCUACAGAGACCUUCCAGAACUUCUGUUUCCACUUUAAAAAAGACAAAAACCAUCUGGCAGAAUGCAGGUGCCCAACAAACUAGUCGGGACUUAUGGAUACUCUGUGCGUAAUUACGCACCAGCGUCGCUGUACCCGCAGUACCAGGGGAGCCAGUGCGCGUCGUCAACGAAGCCUCCCAGUGGGAAAUCUUUCACCAUCGAAGCUUUGCUCGCCAAGCCGGAGGACACGACCAGAGGCCGGACGAGUCCCGCUCAGUGCGGAGUGAAAUAUCAGCCAGCAGCCCCGGCUCUGCCUCUCACCGGACACGUAGGCUUGCCCAUGGCGCCGGCACCUUACGUCUACUCACCAAACAUGUUGCACUCAGCUGUUCACACACAGCCCGGAUAUUCAAUCUACUGCUGCCCGCCUUUCAGCUACCAGUCGACGUGCCGUGGCACGUUUUACGCACAAGCAUCAAUGUCCAAGGUCAACGCAGGCCUGCAUUCGUUCAAAACCAAAGGUGGGAAGUCGAAACGGAUGCGCACCAGCUUCACCAGCGAGCAGCUGUCCCGGCUGGAGAAGGAGUUUGCCCGGCAGCAGUACAUGGUCGGAUCCGAGAGGUUCCUCCUGGCCUCCGCCCUGCAGCUCACAGAGGCUCAAGUCAAAGUCUGGUUCCAGAACCGACGCAUCAAGUGGCGCAAACAGAGCCUGGAGCAGCAGCAGGCCAAGCUGGCCAAGCUGGGCCUCGCGGCCCCGCCGAAAAGCCCCGGGUCUCAGGGGCACGGGGAUGAAGGCGAUGAGGACGAGGAGUUCUCCGACUCAGACGUGGACAUUGACGUGUCUGAUGACUGCACCGACCACUGCUAACCUGCCACCACCGGACCCCUGAAAAGACUUUUUGUACAUACAGCUGAGGAAGGAGGCCUCUGUCUCCCACUAUCAAUAUUUAAUAGAUGUAUAGUUAUAUAUUUAAUUUUCUACACGAAUUGCUCUUUGACGAGUUUGCUUCACGUGUUGAGUGUUUGUAUAUUUGAAUGAAAUAUUCAGAAAUAUAUUUUAUGA
Messenger RNA from Xiphias gladius (swordfish), 1215 nucleotides. RefSeq names its product notochord homeobox (gene noto). The record is from RefSeq and is a predicted model, not a curated record. The transcript has 3 exons. Lineage: Eukaryota; Metazoa; Chordata; Actinopteri; Istiophoriformes; Xiphiidae. Gene Ontology annotation, molecular function: DNA-binding transcription factor activity, RNA polymerase II-specific; DNA binding. Bases 235 to 1020 code for a protein of 261 amino acids. Gene Ontology annotation, biological process: regulation of DNA-templated transcription; central nervous system development; neuron differentiation.